AUGAUCAGAAGGAUACCCGAAGAGGCCCAUGAUUUAUUCGACUAUACCUCGGGAAGAUGGAUCUACAAUGAUGCCCUGAGACACUCCGAGAGACGGCGCUGCUUCGACAUUUCGGAGCUUAAACGGCUCGCUGCUGCGUCCAUACACCAGCGAACGGAAGAUGUUGCCAAAUUCGAGAAACUUGCCGAAGGAGGCUUCAACCGAGCCUUCCUCGUAACCAUGCGCGAUGGCUUUCAGUUGGUUGCCCGCAUCCCUUAUCCGUCGACAGCACCAAAAAACCUCCUCGUUGCCAGUGAAGUAGCCACUAUGGGUUUUCUUCGCUCCCAUGGUAUACCCGUUCCAAAAGUCUAUGGUUACUCGACAGUGUCAACCAACCCGGCGCGCACGGAGUACAUCUUCAUGGAACUUAUCCGCGGUAGGAACCUAGGAGACAUCUGGUUUGACCUGUCAGAAAGACAGAGGAUCACCGUUGUUUCUAAAAUUGUGGAGCUGGAGUCCCGAAUCUUUGCUCUGCGGUUUCCAGCAAGUGGAAGUCUUUACCAUUGUGGUGAUCUUCAGGGUGAAACCGCCAGAACCGCCGUUCCCACCGCCGACCAUUUGUCCGGCGAGAACAAUUUUUGCAUCGGGCCCGAUACUACACUCGGAUUGUGGUUCGGCAAACGACUCGCACUAUCGGCUGAGCGCGGUCCAUGUAAGUUCUGGUGUUUUUUCACAACUGUCAUUAUCCGCAGUCUGCGUAGUUAUAGCCAGCCAUUAACAAAUUUACCAGACAAGGAUUGUUUGGCUGCUCUGACGGCGGGCGCUGAGAAGGAGAUCUCAUAUCUGACUAAGUAUGGACGACCUAUCCUACCUCUCCAGCGUCUUCGGCGGGAAAUAUACGACUACAAGCCCCGUUCACACCUAGAUCACUUGGUGAAUUUGAGACAGUAUCUGCAAAUCGCACCUCAUCUAAUACCACAUCAUGACCCGGCACUGGCCCGCCCAGUCAUGCGGCACCCAGAUCUCCAACCCAGCAAUAUAUUCGUCACUGACAAACUUGAAAUUACCGGCUUGAUUGACUGGCAGCACUCCGCCAUACUUCCACUCUUCCUUCACUCCGCUAUUCCAAACAGCUUCCAGAACUAUGGCGACGAGAUAUCGGAAUCAAUGCAGCUGCCUACCCUACCAGCCAACUUUGACGAGCUCGAUGAAAUGAAACAGUGUGCGGAAGUAGAACUCCUACGCAAGCGCCAGCUGCACUACUUCUACCUUCGAGAAACCGCCAAAAUGAAUCCCGAACACUUUAAUGCUCUGAUGAACGGGCUGAAUACUUUAAGGCGCAAGCUUUUCCAUCACGCCAGCGAACCCUGGGAUGGCGAUAAUGUGACUCUGAAAGCUGACCUGAUCUCAUUAACAGAGAAAUGGCAACAGCUUACUAGCAGCUCCGGCUCGGAAGUACCCUGUCCAAUCACUUUUUCGGAGCACGAGGCUGCUGCGUGUAUCCAGCUGGACAAAGCCCAGGUAGAAGCCGAUGAACAGUUACAGGCUUGUAGGGAAGCUAUUGGAGUAAGCACCGAAGGCUGGGUCCCCCUUGAGUUUUAUGAAGAAGUGAAACAGCGUGAGGUAAAGCUCAAGGCCGAUGCUCUGGAUGCCGCUGAAACCGAAGAGGAGAGAGCGAGGACAAGAGAGCACUGGGUAUUUGACGACUUUUGCGAAGAAGACUAUCUUUAA
Trichophyton verrucosum HKI 0517 is the source of this 1710-nucleotide messenger RNA. RefSeq lists its product as uncharacterized. Bases 1 to 1710 code for a protein of 569 amino acids. Gene Ontology annotation, cellular component: mitochondrion. The record is from RefSeq and is a predicted model, not a curated record. NCBI's taxonomy places the organism in Eukaryota, Fungi, Ascomycota, Eurotiomycetes, Onygenales, Arthrodermataceae. The transcript has 2 exons.